AUGCCAUUUGAUACGCUCGGUCUUAUGGGUACAUUUCGCGAGGUGGCUCGGAGUGGUUACGAGCCACAAAUCGACCAUACCAAGGCUUUCGGUGAGCAUGUGAAUCAAAUCAACGACAAAUUGUACAACUUAUUGUCCAGUCGUAUUCAGGAUAGACUGUGCGCGUGGAGUGUUCGUCCGCCCACACCCAGUCCGGAAAUUCGAGCCAUUUGCCGCGCACUGACUCGAAUGGUCGAAAUGAUCAACGACGUGAUGCCCACAGACAUGUUGACCCCGAUUCUUUUGCGAGCACAUGCGGAAUUCAAAACUCAAUUGCGUCGCCGACUGGGUGAAUUGAAUAUUAUAGCGGACGGUGGACCAAUGCAAAGUUUGGUCGAUCUUGAACUCACAUUCUACACGAACCAAUUACGCGCCCUGGUACCCGAACUGUCCAAAUUCGAGGAGGACUUCUCUGAUGUGUGGCCAUCGACCUGA
Echinostoma caproni is the source of this 474-nucleotide messenger RNA. The record is from the annotation of a GenBank genome assembly. Lineage: Eukaryota; Metazoa; Platyhelminthes; Trematoda; Plagiorchiida; Echinostomatidae.